Menidia menidia (Atlantic silverside) is the source of this 2304-nucleotide messenger RNA. The record is from the annotation of a GenBank genome assembly. Lineage: Eukaryota; Metazoa; Chordata; Actinopteri; Atheriniformes; Atherinopsidae.
CUGCAUUGUGUCUUUGGGUAACAUGUUGGAUAACUCCUCAGCUGUUGUUAUCAAGGAAAAAACUCGGUGCUUUGGUGUCAAAUUUAUUUGAACGAAUAUUCAGCUAACCACCUCAAGUUUACCACUGAGCUAAUUAAUUUUACACGGUGUUUUGUAAUCAUUUGGUUUAUUGAUUCCUUUUUUUUUUUACAUAGAAAACGCUCGUGCACAAUAAACAGCCUAAUUAUCGAAUUGGCUCAGGUGUGCCCGGUUGCUAGGCACCCACAGAGCAGGGAGAGGGUUAGGGUCACCUUUAGCUCUUAGCUGCGCUAUUAGCAUGUAGUCGUGAUUUGGGACAACAUCUGGGACAUUUAAUUUGGGAACUGCGGGGCCUGUGUAAAAAGAUGGAUCGAUGCAAGCUGAGAAUUAGACCCCGUCGUGGCAAUGGGUUUCCCUACAAACGCGAUACCCCCGUGAAAGUGGCGCGUUGGAGACGUGAGAAGAAUAAUAGACUCCGACCCUGCAGACAUUACGAUCCGUUGCCAGAGGAGCCUGAGGUGGAUGAAACCGAUGAUCCCCACGCAAAGCCAGAGGGACCACUGUGUGAUGGAGAGCGUGCAAUCUAUCCUCUUCAAUCGGAGGUCGAUGGACCGGUUCCCUCUGCAUCUGUGUCACACCUGAGGGCCCCGGCUGAGAACCCCAAAAGCCAAGCCUCAUUGUUUGCUGUGGCAGCCAACACAGACGUGUCCUGGGCAGGUUCCCCAGCCGUUCAGGUGCAGCCCAUCCUACAGGCGCUUAAAGGCGGCCAUACUCCAGAAAGCGGCACGUCAUGCAGCACGGAGCAAGACUCAACUUUUUGCUCGGAAGAAGAAGAGGAGGAGGAUAGUGACUGUUUCUCUGUUACCUCGACAACGUUGAGCAGUGUUCCCUCGCCAGAGAUAUUUAGAACAGAAACAGUUCAAACACCAACUUUCCAAAAUAAGGAGUCAGGGAGUCUCCACCUUCACGAUAAAAACUCCACCUUGCUGGAUGUUAGCCAUGCCCAGAGCAUCCAGAUGUAUCAGCUACCUAACCUUUCUGCCAUCAUAGACGCCUCUACAAUUCCUACUGAAAAGAAAAAUGCUAUCAGCCACUUCAGAGAACCUGAAUCUGAGGGUAAAAUAAAAAACAACUCAUUUAACUCAGACAGAGACCCAAAGAGGGGAGAUCAAUUAAAACUUGAUAAGAGAAAGCCUGUUUUGUGUAGGAAGAAGGUUUGCUUUAAAAGCCCCACCAUUGCUGAGAUCUUCAUAGCAAAAAACACCCCAUCAUCCACCAUGGAGCUGUGCAGUUAUCCUGAGAAGAAGAAACCUGAUGUGGACACUUCUAAGAUGGAUGAGAUCAACAUUAAGGAAGAAACUUUACCUCUGAAGGUGAUGCUGAAAAGGCCUGUUGAAACUAGCCCAGUUAAAGCCAAGUUCUUUGACUUUGGCAGUGACGCUGAACAAGAUGCCUAUUUUCAGAAGAUGAGAGAACGGUCCGCCAAGCUUAACAGCGCUGUCCUGUGACAGCAAAUUUAACUUAACUUGCAGUUAGUGUGAGUGGAUAUAUUGCAAAGGGGUAAGAUAAAUAAGACUUAGAAAAAAAACAUGUUUGUUCAGUUAAUUGCCAGUGGUAGGAAUGCAAAGAUAACAAGCUCCUAUUAAAAAUGAAUUGUAGGAGAGUGACCUAAAAAAAUGGAAUUAACUCGACUUAGGAAAAUUUGUUUACAUAGUUUAACUUUUUUCGAGAAAUGAUUUCAAAUGUUCUGGCCAAUGUGUAACCACAACCUCGUUUGUUUCUUUGUCUGGUCUGUAUUUACAGUUUCACAGAAUCUGUUCCACGUGCUUCUUAUGUCUUAAACCACAAGAAUACUACACUUGUAAUUUAGAAUAGGUGUGCUCACCGCAAGUACUGCAAUUGCACACAAAUGGCCUGUGUCGGAUUUUGUGCAUAAGAACUACUUUAACAACUGUUUGUCAGAAAUGACCUCUAGAUGGCACAUCCGUAUUUGUUAUUGUAGUAUCCGUUAUUUAACUUGUAUUGCAAAGGGACUCUUUCCCUGUUUGUUUAACAUGAUGUGUUGGUUAUUGAAAAGAAAAAAUAGUUAUAUUUAAAAUGUUGACGUAUGUGUCAGGGUCAUGGGUUUAAUGUUGACCCAAGUUAAAUGUAAAUUUAAACUGAUCAAGUUUUCCAUAUUUUUCUAAUCAUCUGUCCAUUGUGUGAGUUUUGACUUUCUACAACUGUACACGGGCAUUGGAGAUUGUAAAAAAGAAAUAAAUAACGCCUGGGCGUAGACUGCUGGCC